AUUUUGAACAAUGAGCGGCCUUCAUGUUCCUUUAUUCCUCUCCAUUGUCUAAAAUACAACGCAUGAUAUAUAAGCUUUGCGAUGUUUCGAACAAACCCCUGCAUUCGCACAGUAGUUUAACCUAGUUCAACACCGAAAGCCUCCCCAGCUACUCACAACAACCCACCGUCUUCUCAAACUUGCUCCCGAUGGACUCCUUUAGUACCCUCAUUGAAUCCUCCUCUCUUGUGCCGAUUGACACCGAGCUAGACGUCCUCCGCGCCCUGCGUAUUGGCAACGCGUCUUUACCAGAGGCCCAACACGAGUCUACUUCGCCGGUUCCAGUCAACUCUGAAGCAAUAGGUGCCGGCGACGCCACUGCCUUCUGCGUGAUAUCCUAAUGAACCUUAUGUUCGAUUCCUUCAUAUACUCCGUCUGU
This is a messenger RNA of Lentinula edodes (shiitake mushroom), 418 nucleotides long. RefSeq names its product pheromone precursor. Gene Ontology annotation, molecular function: mating pheromone activity. The record is from RefSeq and is a predicted model, not a curated record. Gene Ontology annotation, cellular component: membrane. NCBI's taxonomy places the organism in Eukaryota, Fungi, Basidiomycota, Agaricomycetes, Agaricales, Omphalotaceae. The transcript has 2 exons. The coding region runs from base 189 to 380 and encodes 63 amino acids.